Dissoconium aciculare CBS 342.82 is the source of this 2244-nucleotide messenger RNA. RefSeq lists its product as uncharacterized. The record is from RefSeq and is a predicted model, not a curated record. The transcript is spliced from 2 exons. Gene Ontology annotation, cellular component: cytoplasm; protein kinase CK2 complex. Bases 429 to 1793 code for a protein of 454 amino acids. Gene Ontology annotation, molecular function: protein kinase regulator activity. NCBI's taxonomy places the organism in Eukaryota, Fungi, Ascomycota, Dothideomycetes, Mycosphaerellales, Dissoconiaceae.
CACUGGCUGCUUGAUGGCUGCGUUGACACCGUGACAAAGCCUUGCAGUCCUAUAUCUCAAUCGUACGUCUCUUCGCUCCUCAAAAUCUUCUUUCGCAAUUCUCGUUGCAAUCUGCCCGGCAACGUGGUCGUUUGUAACAUCCUCUGCGCGCCCAGAGGAGGACCAAUGAUUCGUUUUCUUCUAGUCUGAUCCUGCUAGGUCAUUUUCAUAUGCGUGUGAUACAUCCACUAGCGAUCGCGUUCAGGACGGUCGACUGCUGAAGGCAGUCCACUCGGCGCGACCGCCGCAUUCUCUCUGAAGGUGGUGAGAAGAGACUGUCGCUGGGUCCCACGUUCCGAGUCAGCGCAUGAAGCCACGCGUUCCGAGACUCUGCUUUCUAUACCAAAGCGCACGAUCUGGAGCACCCACAACUCGACGACCUCAACAGCAUGUCGUCAUCGUCUCAAGCGCCGGAAUCAUGGAUUGCGGCAUUCUGCUCCCUUGUCGGUCACGAGUACUUCGCCGAGGUAUCGGAAGAGUUCAUUGAAGAUGACUUCAACCUCACCGGUCUGCAAAGUCAGGUGCCCAUGUACAAGGAGGCGUUGGAGAUGAUACUUGACGUCGAGCCAGAGGACGCUACGGAAGAAGAGGAGGAGGAAGAGGAUGAGGACGAGGAUGAGGACGAUAUUGCUGGCGUACGAGGGGCCUACCGCAGGGCUGGCGAUGUUGCUGCAGCGGCGGUCGAACGAAGGCAUCUUCGCAUUCCCAGCGAUCUCAGCAUGAUAGAAAGCUCUGCCGAAAUGCUCUACGGACUCAUACAUCAACGAUUCAUCACCAGCAGACCUGGAAUUCAGCAGAUGGCGGAAAAGUAUGAGCUAGGUCACUUCGGCCAGUGCCCACGAGUGUUCUGCCAUGGCGCGAAAGUGCUACCUGUCGGUUGUUCAGACAUUCCCGGCCAAGAAACAGUCAAGCUGUACUGCCCUUCCUGUCUCGAUGUGUACAGCCCGCCAAACAGUCGAUUUCAAACUGUUGAUGGCGCCUUCUUUGGCACCACGUUCGGCUGUCUUUUCUUCAUGACCUUUCCAGACCUCGACGUGGGCGGUCAAAACCGACCGCCACCGAUUCCAGAGAUGCCAGUAUCUCCAGCAGCGACUUCCAGUUCCGCAAAUCCUUUGGACAGAACAGCGAGAUCAUCACUAUCUUCUUCCUUGGCUUCGCAACAACCUAAUAUGGCAUCAUCGAAUUUAGAUCCUGCGUUUCCCAACAACGUCUCGAUUCCUAGACAACCUGAACAAAUCAACGGUAUCUCGCCCCGGAACCUCGCGCCCGGUAUCGGGCCUGGAAACAUCUACGAACCACGAAUCUACGGCUUUCGCGUGUCUGAAAUCGCUCAAACGGGCCCUCGCAUGAGAUGGCUACGGAUGCGACCCACAGAUGUCAAUGAAUUAGACGAAUGUCGGAUAUGGACAGCCGACCAAGCUGUUCUGCAUGAAGGGGGUCUAACCGACGGUCCGGACAUCGCCGCCCUACGUGACCAAGACAUGGCGGACGACAAUGAGGAAAUCGAGACAGGUGAGUUUCCAGAAGAUGCCGAGAUGGAAACGCCGAUCUCUGCAACUCCACCAGGCGCCGAAUCGACGAUCUCGCCGUCAUUUGAACGCCUCCAGACGAACGAGGAACGGUCAAAGAAACACCAGCCUCAAGCUACGAACAGGACGGGUGACGCGAGGACUAAAGGCAUGCGCGGUGCAACACCAGAGAUAUCGCAUGGCGACGCGAGAGGUGGGCCGGUGCGGGUCGGAGAUGGAGGUUGAUGUCCGUAAUUGAAACCAAUAAGACGGCCAGAUAACUGUUUGUUGCAUCUGAAGACGAAAAGCUAUGAGAACUACAUCAUGAAUGAUUCGUAUAGGGCGAAACUAUGAUGCUGGGUGCGCGAGAAUAAUUUCUCCAUGUGGUCGGGGUGACAAAUGAGACGCGGCGUUUCUGGAGGGGGACAUGUUUUAAAGUGGGUUGGCAGUCUCACGCAGUCCCGUCUGGCCCGCAUCCCUCUGCAGAGUACUCCUGGGAAUUUCGUGACCGUUGGGAUUGAAUUCAGGCUGAGUUGACAAGGCGGAUUUCUGGCGCUGGGAUAGGAAGGAUUUAGAUGACCGGCACGCGAACACAAUACAAUGAAUUUUUACGUAUCAACGUGGAAUUUCCCGGAGCCAGGCAUGUGUCCAUGUCCUGAUGGUGAUCCCGAGGACUCGAUACGUUGGUUUGAAUUCG